Messenger RNA from Chinchilla lanigera (long-tailed chinchilla), 1431 nucleotides. It is a transcript of the gene Ren, whose product is annotated as renin. Gene Ontology annotation, biological process: angiotensin maturation. Gene Ontology annotation, molecular function: aspartic-type endopeptidase activity. The record is from RefSeq and is a predicted model, not a curated record. NCBI's taxonomy places the organism in Eukaryota, Metazoa, Chordata, Mammalia, Rodentia, Chinchillidae. The coding region runs from base 53 to 1267 and encodes 404 amino acids. The transcript is spliced from 9 exons.
AGAGCCACGAGGCCUCAGUGGACCUGGAGGGAACCUGAGACUGGGCAGAAGCAUGGGCUGCAGGAACGGAAUGCUGCACUGGGGACUCUUACUGAUUCUCUGGGGAUCCUGCACCUUCAGUCUCCCCACGGACACGGCUGCCUUCAGACGGAUCUUCCUCAAGAAAAUGCCCUCGAUCCGGGACAGCCUGAAGGAACGAGGAGUGGACAUGGCCAGGCUUAGUUCCAAGUGGGGCCAGUUCGCCAAGAGCCUGUCCUUCGACAACAGCACCUUCCCCGUGGUCCUCACCAAUUACCUGGAUACCCAGUACUAUGGUGAGAUUGGCAUCGGCACUCCACCCCAGACCUUCAAAGUCAUCUUUGACACAGGCUCAGCCAACCUCUGGGUGCCCUCCACCAAGUGCAGCCCUCUCUUCACAGCCUGUGAGAUUCACAGCCUCUACGACUCCUCAGAAUCCUCCAGCUACAUGGAGAACGGGACGGAAUUCACCAUCCGCUAUGGAUCAGGAAAGGUUAAAGGCUUCCUAAGCCAGGACGUGGUAACUGUGGGUGGAAUCACAGUGACCCAGACAUUCGGAGAGGUCACAGAACUGCCCCUGUUACCCUUCAUGCUGGCCAAGUUUGAUGGGGUUCUGGGCAUGGGCUUCCCUGCACAGGCCGUCGGUGGGGUCACCCCCGUCUUUGACCACAUCCUUUCCCAGAGGGUGCUGAAAGAAGACGUCUUCUCAGUCUACUACAGCAGGGAUUCCCACCUGCUGGGGGGAGAGCUCCUGCUGGGGGGCAGUGACCCCCAACAUUACCAAGGGAAUUUCCACUACGUGAGCAUCAGCAAGACUGGCUCCUGGCAGAUCAUGAUGAAGGGGGUGUCUGUGGGCUCUGCCACCUUGCUGUGUGAGGAGGGCUGCAUGGCAGUGGUGGACACCGGUGCCUCCUACAUCUCGGGUCCCACCAGCUCCCUGAGGCUGAUCAUGGAGGCCCUAGGGGCCAAAGAGCAAAGCACAGAUGAAUAUGUCGUGAACUGUAACCAGGUGCCCACACUGCCUGACAUCUCCUUCCACCUGGGAGACAGAGCCUACACGCUCACCAGUGCAGACUACGUGUUACAGGCCCCGUACAGUGAUGAUGACAUGUGCACCCUGGCCUUCCAAGGCCUGGACAUCCCACCGCCCACCGGACCCCUGUGGGCCCUGGGAGCCAGCUUCAUCCGAAAGUUCUACACAGAGUUUGAUCGGCAUAACAAUCGCAUUGGCUUUGCCUUGGCCCACUGAGCCUUCUGCCACCAGGGUGAGCCUUGCCUUCAACCUGAGCCCAGAGCUGCAGCUCUCUCUGGGGUCCCCUCUGCCUGGGCUCAUGCCCUUGUGCAGGGACACUAAACGUGGAGUCCCUGCCCACUGUGCCAGCCUUUCCUUGCUUUGAGGAGAAACAGAAUAAA